Molecule: messenger RNA, 1278 nt
Organism: Chaetomium globosum CBS 148.51
Lineage: Eukaryota; Fungi; Ascomycota; Sordariomycetes; Sordariales; Chaetomiaceae
Exons: 3
Coding region: 1-1278 (425 amino acids)
Source: RefSeq, a predicted model, not a curated record
AUGGCUUCUGCUUCGACGUCCACGGCCGCCUCCGGGUACGCCGCGAACCCGUGGUUUGGCAUUGAGAUCGAAAUCUUCGUCAAGCUUAGGGAUAGCGUCAAAAAAACAGUCAAGGACAGGAUAAAGAACCGGAAGAGAGUGUCCAAGUUCUUCGAGAAGUGGCAGUUUGACCUCCCCAAUUCCGAAGGCAACCUGGACAAGAAGGAUAAACAGCGCAAAUACGUUGGCCAAGCCAUCGAGGCGAUCCUUGACCAGACCUUUGGCGACGGGCAUGGCUGGAAAUGCACGGCCGACGCAAGCUUGAAGGAAUACAAGCUGACGUUGCCGCCCAAACCUCGCGAAUGGUGGGGCAUCGAGAUCAUCUCGCCACCGGUGUCCAUAAGCAGCAACUGGCAGACGGCAAUCGAACAGGUCUUCAAGUCCGUCACGGACACUUUCAACCUCUGGACCAACGAUUUCUGCGCCACCCACGUGCACGUCUCGGUUGGCCCGGGCAGGAAGGCCGCGUACACCCUGGAGCAACUGAUGCAGGUCGCCAGGGGCGCCUAUUUCUUUGAAAGCCCCUUGAGACAACUCCUGCCGUAUGAGCGCAGGGAGAACAGGUAUGCGAUGGCCAACUGGCGCUUUCUUGGGACGGGCGAGUAUUGGAACGUGGGCGAGGCCGGCUGGGCGCCCGUGUGGAACAGAAUCGCCCUCGCGGGACGGUCAGGGAAGGCCGUCGAGUUCGCCAAGGCCAUGACGGUGGCAGAGGCCGACCCCAAUGCCAAUCCCAGGUACAGGUCAACCAGUUUCAACCCCUACGAGAGGCUCAAGACCAUCGAGCUCCGUCGGCAGGCCGGUGUCGCCUCGGCCAAGACGGCCAUCCGCCGCGUGCUUCUUGCCGUCACCCUGAAUGUUGCCUCCUUGGAGUACGACUUCGUCGCGGCCGGUCAGAAGCUGGGGAAGACGCAUUUGACCGUGCCCGACUUGAUCAGCAUAUUAAUAACUACCCUCAACACCCGACUCCCUGGUACCUGCCAAGGCGCCGCUUUUAAGACCUGGCUCGAGGAUUGUCACAGGAACUACGCGAAUGAUGACACGGUGAGGAGGUUCGACGAGGUGACCAUCAACGAGCGCGAGAAGAACUACCGCAUCUACGGCCAGGCCAACCGGCACCUACACCGAGGCCCGACGUGCGCUACACGCCGACCGCCGGACAACCCCACGAGGCACCAGCAACAACGGGUACACCCGGCCGGCUCUGAGUCCCUUGUCGGUCUGUUUGGGUUCAGUACCUAG